This is a messenger RNA of Aphanomyces astaci, 1531 nucleotides long. RefSeq lists its product as hypothetical. Gene Ontology annotation, biological process: mRNA processing. The record is from RefSeq and is a predicted model, not a curated record. Bases 1 to 1158 code for a protein of 385 amino acids. NCBI's taxonomy places the organism in Eukaryota, Oomycota, Saprolegniomycetes, Saprolegniales, Verrucalvaceae. The transcript has 7 exons.
AUGACGAUACCGGAGCUGGAGGCCAUUGACAGCGCGCUCGAAGCGCGUCUGGCGGCAAACCAUCGCAUGCAGUCGGAGCUGGAAGAGAUGGAGACUCGCAUCCUUGAGUUCCUCAAGGAGACGGACAUUGCUCUGUUUCCUGCCGUGGAGGAUGUCAGCUGCAACUGCAUUCCCGAGCAUUUUGUCCCGCCGGCCGCCCUACCGCAACAUUUGAAGCGCUGCCACGGCAUCGUCACUCAUGAGGGUGAGCCCUCAUCCACCCAGUUCUUCUACCAGCAACCUCCCAGCGUCAACACAGCCCGACAAACGACCCAAGUACCACCACCUACGGAGAGCAUCCCAUUCGAACCGGUUGCUGACCCCAACGACCACUUCGUCGACGUAUCGUUCGACGACGACGCUGCCGGCGUCACUGACAUGUCCACGUUGGACGACGACGUCGCUCCGUCACUCGUGGAGCCCUCCAAGAGCGACACGAACACCGUUGUUUCAUUCAAGGACGCCGUCCUGGCCAUCGCGUCCACCCCACACGACUUGCAUGCCCACUGCUCGUCCUGGACGUCCAUCCCCGCCGUCUUUUCCCGCCCCGACACGUCGACACUCGCUGCAUCGUCGCCCAUCAUACAUACUUGGGCUACAUCGUGGUGCUACAGCAAAGCCAAUAGCCCGAACGACUCUGCGACCCAGGCGUUGGUAGCCUACAUCGUUCAACUGGUGGAGCACCCAGACUACUGCCAUCCUGACAUCAUGGCCGGCGAACUAGGCGAAUUCCUUGGCGCGUCCACUUCGGUACUUGGUUCCAUCUUGAUCUACUUCUUUUGCGUGAUAGAUACUCUAUCGUCCUAUGUAGCGCUUUGUACUGGAGCUAUGGGCGGUGCUGACUGUGGUACUAGCAAUCGACCAAGUCUGCUUCCUUCCUACGACGACGCCCGCCUCAUUUGUAAGGGAACUCGCGUCGAUUCAACAGACGCGGCGGCUAGCCCUACCAAGUUUAGCCCAUGCGAGCUUGAACACAGCAGCACCACAGCACGGAGCGCUCCGUACCCCGGCCACAGCAGCAGGCAACCCAGAGAAGAAGCGGAAGCUGCCGUCAUAUCCUCGCAAGGCUGGAUCGAAGCGAACGUCCCCCAUACAGGUGCUUCGGCAAGUGAUCGCUAACCAAAUGGAGGCACUGGCCCAUACAAGUGGAUGGCAAGUCAUCGAACAAGAUCAACCCACACGGAGCACACAAGACGGGGAAAAGGCGGCAGCCGCGUCGCGACAACGAGAACGCUUGAUGGGUGUGACCAACCCACUGGACGUGCGGGAUUGGACCAGACCACGACGGCGGCAGCAGCAGAGGAAACGAAGUGCCAGCCGAGAGAGCAGCCGAGAGCCCAGCAAGAGAAGCAGGCGAAGUGCCACCACCACCCCCGAGCACCACCCCAGACAACGACGACACACCAGUCCAAGGCGGUAGUAGAAGUCCACAAAAUGAAGCAUAUGUACUACUACUAUAUACAUGCCCCUGCUAAACUCUACGUAACGUUAU